Lacerta agilis (Sand lizard) is the source of this 1370-nucleotide messenger RNA. RefSeq names its product electron transfer flavoprotein subunit alpha (gene ETFA). Gene Ontology annotation, cellular component: mitochondrion. The record is from RefSeq and is a predicted model, not a curated record. The transcript is spliced from 12 exons. The coding region runs from base 127 to 1134 and encodes 335 amino acids. Gene Ontology annotation, molecular function: electron transfer activity; flavin adenine dinucleotide binding. Lineage: Eukaryota; Metazoa; Chordata; Lepidosauria; Squamata; Lacertidae.
CUUCAGCGCCCCUGGUCUCCUCCUUCCCACGAGCUCUCGCGAGAGUUCUCUCCUCAGAGUGGACGACGGGGAGGGGAUUCCUCUGGGGCGGUUGAGGCACAGGACGCGGCGGCCGCCACCACCGCCAUGUUUCCGAAGCUCCUCAAGGCGCAGCGCCUGGCGCGGAGAGCGGUCUCCUUGCUUCACCGGUUUCAGAGUACCCUAGUAAUAGCAGAACACACAAAUGAGGCUGUUUCACCUAUUACAUUAAAUGCCAUCACUGCGGCAAAGCGUCUUGGAGGGGACGUUUCAUGUUUAGUAGCUGGCACCAAUUGUGAAAAGGUGGCUCAAGAGCUGAGCAAAGUGCAAGGGGUUGUCAAAGUUCUUGUUUCGCAGCAUGAUGCAUACAAAGGAUUUCUACCCGAGGAGCUGACUCCAUUGAUUCUGGCAGCCCAGAAGCAGUUUAAUUACACCCACAUCUGUGCCGGGGCAUCUGCUUUUGGGAAGAAUCUUCUUCCUAGAGUGGCAGCUAAGCUUGAUGUUGCUCCUGUCUCAGACAUAAUUGAAAUAAAGUCUCCUGACACUUUUGUGAGGACAAUUUAUGCAGGAAAUGCCCUGUGCACUGUGAAGUGUGAUGAAAAAAUAAAGGUGUUCUCUGUACGAGGUACUUCCUUUGAGGCUGCAUCAAUAAGUGGUGGUAGUGCUACGGUAGAGAAAGUACCUGCAGCUUCACCAGCUGGUCAGUCUGAAUGGAUCGAACAAAAGUUAACAAAAAGUGAUCGGCCAGAACUGACUAGUGCGAAGGUGGUUGUUUCAGGUGGACGGGGCUUGAAGAGUGGAGAAAACUUUAAACUGCUGUAUGAGCUUGCGGAUAAGUUGCAUGCUGCAGUUGGUGCUUCUCGUGCAGCUGUUGAUGCAGGCUUUGUACCCAAUGACAUGCAGGUUGGACAGACAGGCAAAAUUGUAGCACCAGAACUUUAUAUUGCUGUUGGAAUAUCUGGAGCAAUUCAGCAUCUAGCUGGAAUGAAAGACAGCAAGACUAUAGUAGCUAUCAACAAAGAUCCAGAAGCACCAAUAUUCCAAGUUGCCGAUUAUGGUUUGGUAGCCGACUUGUUUAAGGUUGUUCCUGAAUUGACAGCGGCUUUGAAAAAGUGAAAACCAAGUAUUUGGGCAGAAAUGAAUGUGACCAGCUUUGAAAUGAUGAUUUUAAAUAAUUAUUUUUAAAUGAAACUAAAAAUGUAAUAACUGGUAAUCUGUUGCCAAAAUUGUAUGUUCUAGGUGAUCUCUGAAUGCCUUGUAAUAUACAUUUUUUUUUGCCUUUUUAGUUCCAAUUUGACUACAAGCUAUUUGAUGAAGACUUUCUAAUUCUGUAAUAAAAUAUGCAUCGGAUA